AUGCACGAUGCGGCUACGAAACGUCAUCCAGAGGAAAGAGGAGAAAGCAAGGCAAAACGGAAGAGAACGAGCCCUCAUGACCAAGCUGCACUCGAGGCUCAGUACAGACGGAACCCCAAGCCUAACAAGAUAACACGUGCAGAGAUUGUGGAAGAAAUCUCAUUGAACGAAAAAGAAGUACAGAUUUGGUUCCAGAACCGCCGCCAAAUAGACCGUCGGAAGUUGCGCCCAUUAAUGCCGCAUGAGGCUAGUGCGCUUAGUACCGGAGCAGCUAUAUUAUUGUCGCCCGAACCGACUACCGUUUUAUCUAUAAGCAGUAGCCAAGCGAGCCACUGUGGAGUGGCCGAUUAUGGCUGUAGACCGCAGGGUCAUUCUGAGAAUGUUGAUGGAAGUUAUAAAGUUCAAGAUGUAGUUUCGAAGCUGACACCUCCGAUCGUUGAUCCCUUAACAAUCUGUAACUCGACGUCUGAACACACUCCUAAAAUUUUGAACUACGAGGAAAUGUCGACAAGCUCGUGCCCGAAUAAUCCACACACAUCUCUCACAUCGACGCCUGGUUAUACAUCAAGCUGCUCAAGUUCCAGAGUCUAUACAUAUUCCACACCACCUUCGUCUCAAUUGACGUCACUUUCUUACCCGUCUCCAACGUCAUUGAUUAAAGACCGGGGUUUAGAUCCAAAGCAAGAUAAUGUGAGGAAUGAACUUGAACUGGACACAUCGCUCUCUAGUCGAGACCGAAGGAACACGAUCACCACCGGAUUAUCAACCAGAGUAGAUUUGUCUUCGUCACAAAAAUGUAAGACUGUUGGUACAUCUUUAUCGUUAUUGCCACCUCAAUCCUCAUGUUCAAACCCCGUAUCUGAGAGUGUCUAUCUCAAGAAAGGUCCAAAACGCCUGCGUAUGGGUCUGAGUGGUCUGAAGCCGAGAGUCAAUGGCAGUGAAAAUCGUGAGGAAACAACACCGUCAAUUCGUCGACGUCCCGUGGGUCGUUCGAGGAGUGCACAGGCCUGGAAGUUUUGCUGCGAUAGAGAGCCUCAUGAUGAACUUACUCUUCAUGCUGAAAACGAGUCACACGGUUCAGCGGUAGCUGCCAUAAGCCUUAUUAGGUCUACUGGUAAAUAUCUCUCGAGGUCAGAAGUACACAAUCGGAAUGUACUGGAGUUGCAGGGCAAAACUCACCAUAGCAGAAGGAGAGCUCGUAUAAUACGAGAAAUUGUAGCACCAGCAGAAUAUAAAUCGUGCCAAAGGUUUUGCCCAACUCCAGACAUGAAUUAUUCUCAACAAAAAAUAGUGGACCUACUAAGAUCACCUUCAUUGGAAUCAGAUAAAGAGAAUUGGAUGCCUUAUCACUAUAGCAGCAACUGUCGAAAGCCUCUGCCGAGUAGCCCUUCGAGUAAGAAACGUUCAAGCCUAACGGUUCUAGAUAGAAGCCAUUGUAAACCAUUGGAUGCGAAUAAAUUUAGCAGUCAAAACUGUGAACGAAAGUUACUCGGAGAGACUGCUACUGAAUACAAAGAUGGCCUAAUUCCUCGCGCGAUCAAGGUUGCCGAGAGUCUGCUUCCAGGUGAGAUGGACUCUGGAAAAUAUGGAGACAUUGGGGCAAUCCAGGGUCUUUUGUCUCUAAGCCAAGGAAACUGGCGUUGA
This is a messenger RNA of Blumeria graminis f. sp. triticale, 1644 nucleotides long. The record is from the annotation of a GenBank genome assembly. Lineage: Eukaryota; Fungi; Ascomycota; Leotiomycetes; Helotiales; Erysiphaceae.